Poecile atricapillus (Black-capped chickadee) is the source of this 2117-nucleotide messenger RNA. RefSeq names its product polypeptide N-acetylgalactosaminyltransferase 13 (gene GALNT13). The coding region runs from base 143 to 1900 and encodes 585 amino acids. Gene Ontology annotation, cellular component: Golgi apparatus. Lineage: Eukaryota; Metazoa; Chordata; Aves; Passeriformes; Paridae. The transcript has 13 exons. The record is from RefSeq and is a predicted model, not a curated record.
CCGGCUGGGCCGCGAGGGAGGAUCCAAAUAUCCCUGGAAAACCGCACGCGGAGGCUGCUUAUGGCACUUGGAAAAUUAUCCAGCGGUUCAGUGCUGAGGGAAUUCUGUGGGAGCAUGGCUGGGGCAGGACUUGGAGUCUGGAAUGCAGGCGCUGAUGCGGGAUGCUCCUCCCUGCCUCCCUGCUGGAUCCGUGCCGUGGGGCUGUGAUCCCGCCGCGCUCCCAGGAGCCAUGAGGAGGUUUGGCUACUGCCGGGUGGUGCUGGCCACGUCCCUGCUCUGGGUGCUGCUGGACGUCUUCCUGCUGCUCUACUUCAGCGAGUGCAACAAGUGCGACCGGCCCAAGGAGCGCUCCCUGCUCCCGGCGCUGCGCGCCGUUAUUUCCCGGAGCCAGGAGGGCCCGGGGGAGAUGGGCAGGGCCGUGCUCAUCCCCAAGGAGGAGCAGGAGAAGAUGAAGGAGCUGUUCAAGAUCAACCAGUUCAACCUCCUGGCCAGCGACCGCAUCGCCCUCAACCGCAGCCUGCCCGACGUGCGGCUGGACGGGUGCAAGAGCAAGGUGUACCCGGAGGAGCUGCCCAACACCAGCGUGGUGAUCGUGUUCCACAACGAGGCCUGGAGCACGCUGCUCCGCACCAUCCACAGCGUCCUGGAGCGCUCCCCGCCGCGCCUGCUGGCCGAGAUCGUCCUGGUGGAUGAUGCCAGCGAGAGAGAGUUCUUGAAGGCGUCCUUGGAGAAUUACGUGAAAAAGCUGGAAGUGCCCGUCAAAAUCCUGCGGAUGGAGCAGCGGUCGGGGCUGAUCCGGGCGCGGCUCCGAGGGGCAGCGGCUUCCCGGGGCCAGGUGAUCACAUUCCUGGAUGCCCACUGCGAGUGCACCCUGGGCUGGCUGGAGCCUCUGCUGGCCAGGAUCAAGGAGGACAGGAAAACCGUGGUGUGUCCCAUCAUCGACGUGAUCAGCGAUGACACCUUCGAGUACAUGGCGGGCUCGGACAUGACCUACGGGGGCUUCAACUGGAAGCUGAAUUUCCGCUGGUAUCCCGUGCCCCAGCGGGAGAUGGACCGCAGGAAAGGGGACCGCACCCUGCCCGUCAGGACCCCAACUAUGGCUGGUGGCCUGUUUUCUAUUGACAGGAACUACUUUGAAGAGAUAGGAACUUACGAUUCGGGAAUGGAUAUCUGGGGUGGCGAGAAUCUUGAAAUGUCCUUUAGGGUGUGGCAGUGCGGCGGCUCCCUGGAGAUCGUCACCUGCUCCCACGUGGGCCACGUGUUCCGCAAGGCCACCCCCUACUCCUUCCCGGGGGGCACCGGCCACGUCAUCAACAAGAACAACCGGCGCCUGGCCGAGGUGUGGAUGGACGAGUUCAAGGAUUUCUUCUACAUCAUCUCCCCCGGGGUGGUGAAGGUGGAUUAUGGAGACGUUUCCGUCAGGAAAGCUCUGCGGGAGAGCCUGGGAUGCAAACCCUUCUCCUGGUACCUGGAGAACGUCUACCCCGACUCGCAGAUCCCGCGGCGCUACUACUCCCUGGGAGAGAUCAGGAAUGUUGAAACCAACCAGUGCUUGGACAACAUGGGCCGCAAGGAGAACGAAAAAGUGGGAUUUUUCAACUGCCACGGCAUGGGAGGGAACCAGGUGUUUUCCUACACGGCGGACAAGGAGAUCCGCACGGAUGACCUGUGCCUGGACGUGUCGCGCCUCAACGGCCCCGUGCUGAUGCUCAAGUGCCACCACCUGAGGGGCAACCAGCUCUGGGAGUACGACGCCGAGAAGCUCACCCUGAGGCACCUGAACAGCAACCAGUGCCUGGCGGAGCCGUCGGAGGAGGAUCGGCUGGUUCCCACCAUGCGGGAAUGCGGGAGCGGCCGCUCCCAGCAGUGGCUGCUGCGCAACAUGACCCUGGGAGCCUGAUUCCUGCUCACAUCCCGCUGUUCCCGCUUCUCCCGCUGCUCCCAGCAGCGCCCAGCCCCGUCCCAGCGGAGCCACCGGCGAGUUCCCGGUCCCUCCGAGCGAUCCGAGCUGCGGAUACCGGCGGCAGAGCGCUCCCGAGAUUCCAGAGGCAUGGCUGACCCUGGAGACGUUGGGAUGUGGAGGUGUUGCUGUCACCAUGGACAGGUGGCCCUGGGAG